AUGCUACCCUUUCAGUGUUUCAAGUGGCUUCUGAGCCUGUCUUGAAUCAAUAUUAUAACAGUAAAUUCAUAUAGUAGGAACUCCAGAUCUUACCAAUACAACGGAGUAAGUGAAGCCUCUUAUAGAUUUAGCGACAUAAACUUUUACUUUGCUGCUGGAGAUAAUAUCACUCCUGGCCAUGUAGAUGCAGCAGCCAGGUUCUCUGGCAAGCUCACUGCUUUUAAGACAGGAGCUUAUACCUUAUCCUUGGUGCAAGAUAAUGGCAGUACGCUAAGAAUAAACGGAGUUGCUCUUAUAAAUAAAUUCAGACUUGAUUGGUACGGAACAGACUAUGUCACCUACAACUUCAAUGCCUUUGAAACCUAUGAAGUCCAAAUUGAUUGGGUUGAUUUCUCCGGCCCUGGAGGAAUUAAACUCGGCUGGGACUCUGGCUCUGGUGAUAUGUUUAUCCCUCCUGAAAAUUAUGCAGUUGCGAAUGAUAUUGGAUCUUCUCCAUUACAGAUUUCUGUAUCUUGUCCUGAAGGAUAUGAACAAGUCUCCUCAACAACAGAUCAAUGUAGAUCUAUAUGUGGAGACGGUCUGCUAGUUGGGCCUGAAGUCUGUGAUGACAACAACACAGCCGACGGAGACGGUUGUAAGUCUGACUGCACUGCUGUAGAGACUAGAUGGGUCUGAUCAGGAGGAUCAGCUACUACACAAAGCAUCUGUAAAGAAUGCACUCAAGGAUUUUACCAAAAUAGUCCUUCCCACCCCACUACUUGAGUGACUGAAUGAGGUGAUGGGUACAAAGUUGGUGCAGAAGUUUGUGAUGAUGGUAACACCAGUGAUGCAGAUGGAUGCAAAUCUGAUUGUACAGAAAUUGAAGAAAACUAUGUUUGCUUUGGAGGAAGCCCCAACAACAAAGAUACCUGAGAACUUUGUGCACCUGGGUUCACCCCAGAUGCAAACAAAGAAACAUGCAUUCCUGUUUGAGGAGAUGGUAUCUUGGCAGACUCAGAAGCAUGUGAUGACGGCAACACAAUUGAAGGAGAUGGAUGAGCCCCAAGUUGAGAUGCAAUCGAAGUUGGAUGGAGUUGAGAGCAAAACAACCCAACUAUCUGUAAAAGGGACUAUAAAUCUGUCUUAUUCACAGAUGAAGAAAAAGCUAUCCAGGGAUCAACCUUCUCGUUCAUUGUUAUACUUGUUGGAUUUAGCAUUAUUUGAAGGUCAAUCAAUCAGCCGGGAGGAAACUCAGCACUAUCUUUUAUGAACCAGAUUCAGCUAUUAAUUUUAUUUGUAUUGCUUGAAAUUCAUCUACCUUUGAGAGUUAUAAAUUUUCUCAGGUCUCUUUCAGUAAUUCUAGUGAAUCUAAAUAUCAGCUGGAGCUUCUUCAUUGCCUUCAGAGAAAUCAUUGAUUGGUUUGACUUCCCUCAAAACAGGGCUGAUUUUGAGAUGAUAAAUAUCAACUCUGGAAGCACUCUGCUGAAUCUAAACACUCUUAUCAGCCUAAUCAUUGUCUUUAUGAUUUUUCAUCUGUCUGUGGCUAUCUUUGUGAACUGAAACAAAGAGUCCGAAAAGUGAUGGGCUAGAUUAGCCAAAUACAUCAAAAAGUGCUUCACCUUCAAGGUGUACUUUGUAUUGAUUUUUGAAACGUUUAUUAUUAUGUGUCUUUGCUCUUUCUCAGAGAUUGAUGCUUUUACAACUGAUGGCUCUGGCUCUCAAAAACGGUCAUUCGCAUUCUCAGUAAUAUGCCUUGUGAUCAUUCUCGCAAUCCAGCUCUUAGUCAUAUCAGUGUGGGUCUGAGCAACCAUCUCUCCUUCAGAUUCAAACAGGAUGCUCUUUAUCGAGCUUUUUGAUGGGUUGAAGACCAGCAAACUAGCUCGACUCCAGCCAUUGCUGUUCUUGUUGAGGAGAGCGAUCCUCUGCCUAAUGAUAGCCAGUAAGAGAGCAUGUUCAUCGUUUAGCAAUGAGAGGUGCCAGCAAGCCUCUACUACUGACCUCAUUCUUAACUAUAAAUAUCUUACACUGAGGAAUUGUCUGAGUCAUCAGACCAUUCCAAAAGGUAUCAGAUAA
Moneuplotes crassus is the source of this 2052-nucleotide messenger RNA. The record is from the annotation of a GenBank genome assembly. NCBI's taxonomy places the organism in Eukaryota, Ciliophora, Spirotrichea, Euplotida, Euplotidae.